Molecule: messenger RNA, 896 nt
Organism: Medicago truncatula (barrel medic)
Lineage: Eukaryota; Viridiplantae; Streptophyta; Magnoliopsida; Fabales; Fabaceae
Exons: 1
Coding region: 218-754 (178 amino acids)
Molecular function (GO): enzyme inhibitor activity
Source: RefSeq, a predicted model, not a curated record
UGAUAAGUGUUAGUGUAUAUCUAUCCCUAAAUUAAUACUCUAAUUUUAGAAGCAACAAGCAAGUAAGUGGUAACCAUCCAAUAAAAUUGAGGUCAAGCGCAUCUCUCCAAUUACAAACAAUUUAACCCUCUACUAAGUUUCCUCACAAAAGUUUAUAAACAAAAACUUGAAUUAAUUAGUUUCAUAAAAUUAAACUAAAUCCAUAUAGAAGAAAAAAAUGGAAGUCACAACAUACUUAUCUCUUUUGGCUAUCUACCUCAUUUUAUUAAAUCACCAAGUUACCUUUGCACAAGACAAUCCCCUAAUCAGCAAAGUCUGUGCAAACUUACCUAACAAGGAACAAUGUGUGUCGAUCCUUUCUUCGGACAAACUGAGCCAACAAGCGACUCUAAAAGACCUGGCUAUGAUAUCACUAAGGGUGGCCGCUUCAAAUGCGACCGGGAUACUAUCUGAUGUGAAAAUGAUGAUCGACGAUCCAAAUUUGGAUCCGGGAAUUCAACAAGGUUUGGCUGAUUGCAAGGAGACUUUAUUGGAUGCAGAAAGCCAGCUUGAGGAUACCGUGGCAGCUCUUUUGUCAAAUGCCAAACAUGAUGCUCAAUUAUGGUUGCAAGCAGCUUUGGCUGCAAUUGAUACAUGUGAUGCUUCAAUACCUGGUGAUGAUGAUGUUCUCUCUACAAAGAGUAGAUCAUUUCGUCAAUUGUGCAACAUUGCUGUUGCCGUUAAUAAGGCUAUGACAGAUGGGGAUAAAGCCUAAAUUAUAACAUUACAACAUUUUUUGCUUUUCUCUUAAUUUGUCUCAAUAAUUAUGAAUUUUUUAGAUUCAUUCAACAUUGUGAUUUUGAAUUUUGUUUUGUGAGGAAGAUUGUGGUUUUGAAUUUUAAUUUAGACAAUAAUAA